AUGACAGGCAGUGGUAGCUUGGAUAUUCGGAAGGUGUCCCAUACAAACUGCACUGCACUGCGGCUUGAACCUGUUUCCUCCUUUUCAGACAUUGAGUAUCUCAAGUCAGUCCUUCCUGUUAAGACAGAGGAAGCUUUCUUUGAAUACCUUCUUACUGUAGAUGCAUCCGAAGUUUCCCUCUCGUCCGCUCCCGAGGGCUCCGUUGUCUUCUCACGGGUACCGUUACUUCAAGUGAAGGGUCCCCUGCUUGUGGUACAGCUAUUAGAAACUACCCUGAUAUGCCUGGUGAACUACGCCAGCCUCGUGGCCACAAAUGCCGCCAGGUUCCGCCUUGCCGCAGGCCCGGACAAGAAGCUCAUGGAGAUGGGGCUGCGGCGGGCCCAGGGGGUGGAUGGGGGCCUCGCCGCCUCCAAGUAUUCGUACGUAGGAGGCUUUGACUAUACCAGCAAUGUCCUCGCGGGGAAGCUCUACGGGAUCCCCGUGCGGGGGACGGUGGCCCACUCGUUCGUCUCCUCGUUCAGUUCGCUGGCAGAGGUCAGCCCACGGGAGCUGCUGCCCCUGGGCGGAGAGGCGCCGGUGGACUUCCCUCCCCUGGCGGAGACGUGGCUGAGCCGGGUGUGCCGAGUCCUCCAGGUCCCCCUGGAAGGGGUGAACCCCGGGGAGCUGGCGGCCUUCCUGUCCUACGCCAUCACCUUCCCACACCACUUCCAGGGCCUGGUGGACACCUACUGCGUGAUGAGGAGCGGCAUCCCGAACUUCUGCGCAGUCGCCCUCGCGCUGAAUGAGCUGGGGUACCAGGCCAUCGGGGUUCGCCUGGACAGUGGGGACUUGGCCAGACAGUCAGCAGAGAUCCGUCGAGUGUUUCGGAGCUGUAGCGAGCACUUCCAGGUCCCCUGGUUCGAAGCGAUCCCCAUCGCCGUGAGCAACGACGUGACCGAGCAGAGCCUCGCGGAGCUGGCCCAGGAGGGGAGCGAAAUCGACAUGAUCGGAGUCGGGACGCAUCUUGUCACGUGCCCACUUCAGACCACUCUGGGCUGUGUCUACAAGCUGGUAGAAGUGAGUGGUUCUCCAAGACUCAAAGUGACCGAGGACAAAGAGAAGGCCACCCUGCCGGGAAGCAAAGCCGUCUACCGGCUCUGGGGCGCUGCGGGCUUCCCGUGCAUGGACCUCAUGGCGCUGGAAGAGGAGCCUCCCCCAGAGGCUGGGCAGGAGGUUGAGUUCUGGCCGCUGGAGCAAGCCACCGAAGCGGCGAAGAUCACUCCCGCAGCAGUGGAAACCCUGUACCGCGUGUACUUCCAAGACGGGCAGGUGUGCCAGCUGCUCCCCAGCCUCGUGGAGAUCAAGGACCAUGUCACAGCCUCCUUGGACAAGCUCAGUCCUGCCCAUAAGAGGCUGCACGGCGCAGAAAGCUACCAGGUAGCCAUGACAGAAAAGCUGCAUUUGCUCCUCACGGACCUCCGGAGAAACAGCCGGUGACGCCCAGGAGCCCAGGCACGGGCCCGGCAGGGUCCGCAUCGCGCGGCCGGAGGCUCUACGGGCGCAGCACCGUCAUGCGCCUUGGACGAGUGCGACGGCUGUGCCAGAACUAACCAAGGCUGCAUUUAUGCACUUCCAGUGUGUUAAAGCAACGCUGAGCGAUCAAAUUGCACGUGCUCUUUAGGGAAGAUACUCUACCAGAGGUCCAGAUUUAGAAUAAAUGGACAUAAAUUAUGCUACUACUACGCAAUAAUAAAAGUGCUACUAAUUCUUA
Molecule: messenger RNA, 1750 nt
Organism: Varanus komodoensis (Komodo dragon)
Lineage: Eukaryota; Metazoa; Chordata; Lepidosauria; Squamata; Varanidae
Gene: NAPRT
Product: nicotinate phosphoribosyltransferase
Exons: 13
Coding region: 1-1476 (491 amino acids)
Biological process (GO): NAD+ biosynthetic process
Molecular function (GO): nicotinate phosphoribosyltransferase activity
Source: RefSeq, a predicted model, not a curated record